CCUGCGCGGAUCUCUCUUAGCGAGAGCCAGGCAACGAAACCUGAGAGAAACGUCAGAACCAGGAAACUGCUUUUCCCAAACAAGUGCGCAGAAAAAGAGAAAAGAGAAGAAUAGAAGGAGAGAGAGACGCUGAAUUAGAGAAGUGAAGGUUGAAACGCAAGCUGUAGUAAAAUGGCAUCGGGUUCGCCCAUGGUGAAUGGGGACCUCAGUUCACCCCGAGGGUCCCACAGUGCAGCCACGUCCCAUGUGGAGGAGACUCUUCAACAAAUGAACAUCCUCAUCAAGGAGAACAGGGAGCUGAAAGAGGCGCUUAAACAGACUAACCUGUCAAUGAAGGAGAGGUUUGAGGGUCUGACUGUGUGGAAGGAAAAGCAGAAAGAGGAGAGAAGCUUCCUGGAGAGUCGCCUUGAGGAGGCCAGGCAAAGAGUGCAUGCUCUAGACUCUGAAAAUGAGCUACUGAAGAAACGAGUGCAGGAGCUGGAGAGCCAUACUGGUGCAGGGGAGGGAGAAGGUGAUAUGCAGGCCCAGCUGGAGCUGCUGAAGGGUCAGAUUGUGCGUCUGCAGGCGGAGAAGUGUGAUUUGGUGGCUAUGAACUCUGAACUCCAGCUGAAAAUGGGUCAAGGAUCACCAGAAGACUCCUUCAUUGAGAUUCGCAUUGCGGAGGGUGAGAUGAAUGUAACCAAAGACUUGCCUGUUGCAGAGAAAGAUCCCUUUUCUUCCAGCACGGCUAAGAGUGAUAUGGCUGCAUCUCGGCUGGAUUCGGAGGAGCAGACAGUGAGCCAGCUCCUGCAGUCUCUGAGACAGGAGACCCAGCAGAAGGAGCAACUGCAGAUCCAGCUUCAGGCUGCUAUGAAGAGGAUUGCAGAAUUGGAGCUAAAGCUGCCCAUCACUGAGAGCGAGACACAGACAUCCCUGCCCUGCAGCACUGCAGCAGCUGCAGACGCUCAGAGCAAGAACCUUCAGGAGGACAAGGACAAGUCUGCCUCUGAGGUGGAGAAUAUGAAGACUCAGAUGAUGAACUUGUUUAAGGAGCUGCAGCAGGCUCAGAGUAAACUGGAUGAGGCAGAGAACAUGAAGAGGAACCUUCAGGACAGGUGUAAGGAUCAGGAGCAGGACCUGGGCACACUGAGAACUCAGCUGGGCGAGAGACAGCAGAUGCAAGCUGAGAAUGACAGGCUGAAGGUACAGCUGGAGAGCAUGCAGUCCGCCAACAAACUGGAACAAAGGAAAGCUCAGGAUGAGAGGAAUAAUCUGGCACAGCUGAAAGACGCUUACACCAAACUGUUUGAGGAUUAUAACGAACUCAAGGAAGAUAAUAAGAAAAAGGAGGGCUGUGUAUCCCGGGAUGAGUAUGCUGAUCUUCAGGCCAGGCUGGCUGCAGCAGAGCAGGCUCUUGCAGAUAAACAGGAGAGGAUUGAUGUGAUGAAGCAGGAGAUCUUCCAGAAGGAGAAAGAGCUGGAGACGAUAUCUGUGUUCCAGGCUCAGGCGGAAGUGUAUUCCUCAGACUUCUAUGCAGAGCGUGCAGCGCGGGAGAAGAUCCAUGAGGAGAAGGAGCGUCUGGCUGCACAGCUGGAGUUUGUGAAGAAACAGAACACCCAGCUACAGGAAGAGAUGGACUCACUGGGCAGGCAGUCCAUGAGUGAGAUGCAGAGGAGACAUGUGUCUCGUGGAGCGAGUCCAGGAGGUUCCUCACCUCACCAGCUGCAGAGUGGCAGAGUUGAUUGGCAGCAGCAGGUGAACAUCCCGGAGCAUGCCUGUCCAAAGUGUCAGGAAGUCCUGCCGGAUCUGGACUCUCUGCAGAUCCACAUCAUGGACUGCAUCAUCUAAACCUGUUGCCUGGCAACCGCACCAUCCGCCCAAUCAGGAUUAUUCCUUCUGUGUGCUUCAUUCAGCAGGACACGCUGGGUAUAGGACGUGACGAUGCUCCAAACCUCAAAUUAGAUGCUGAAAUCUGAUGUAAUCUCCUUAUAGAGGCUUCUUUCUCUAUUAUUUAUUCUAACCAUGUUCUGCAGGUCUAAUCCGUGGCAUUGGCAUUAAAGCAGAUGGUUUAAGGGUAUAAGGAAACUGAAGAGGGCAGAGAACUGAUCUAUAUUGUGUGGUGAAAUAAUAAUAAAAAAAUAGAUAUUAUAGCUUUAAAACAUGUCUUUUAAUGACAGGAUGAAUGAAGGCUAAUCUAUUGUCUAAGCUUUGGGAGGCUGUUAGUGAUUUCAGACUGUUUAAUACAUAAAAUAAAUAUAAUUAGAGGGGAAAAUGAGUGAUAUAGCCCUGUAUAUGUCUGUAUCUCAGGAGGAAGAUGGUUUUGUUUUUGAUCUAUACUCAGAUUGCCUUUACCGAAAAAUGUUCUGAAUAAGGUGUAGUUUAUACCUAAUGGGAAGGAAAUCUAGUGGUAGCAUAUUUAUGUUAACAUUUAUUAACCUGUUUAUUUUAUACUGGAGUGAAUAUACAGGCGCUUCAGUAUAAACGGGUGGAUUAAGCUUUAAAAAACUAUUUUUUUUUGUAAACAAAGCACUUUAACAAGUUGUGUUUUCAUACUGUUUUAGGCAGGGUAGUGUCUCCUCUUCGCUAACUGACUACUGCUGCAGAGAAGUAGAGGAAAUAUAUAUAUAAGUAUGGAUGGACAGAACUGUGGCUGUACACAUUCAGCUGUGAUUAUAAAUCUGUACAAGCAAAUAAAAUAAAUCUGAAUCAGAA
This is a messenger RNA of Astyanax mexicanus (Mexican tetra), 2691 nucleotides long. It is a transcript of the gene optn, whose product is annotated as optineurin. The coding region runs from base 172 to 1827 and encodes 551 amino acids. Lineage: Eukaryota; Metazoa; Chordata; Actinopteri; Characiformes; Acestrorhamphidae. Gene Ontology annotation, biological process: regulation of canonical NF-kappaB signal transduction; Golgi ribbon formation; protein localization to Golgi apparatus. The record is from RefSeq and is a predicted model, not a curated record. Gene Ontology annotation, cellular component: Golgi apparatus; nucleus; cytoplasm. The transcript is spliced from 14 exons. Gene Ontology annotation, molecular function: K63-linked polyubiquitin modification-dependent protein binding.